Molecule: messenger RNA, 3298 nt
Organism: Xyrauchen texanus (razorback sucker)
Lineage: Eukaryota; Metazoa; Chordata; Actinopteri; Cypriniformes; Catostomidae
Product: calpain-1 catalytic subunit
Exons: 22
Coding region: 159-2273 (704 amino acids)
Biological process (GO): proteolysis
Cellular component (GO): cytoplasm
Molecular function (GO): calcium-dependent cysteine-type endopeptidase activity; calcium ion binding
Source: RefSeq, a predicted model, not a curated record
CAGUAGCACUUUGGGACCAUUGCACACUCCCAAACGCUGCACAGUCACUUACAGCUUUAUAUACCGUAUGAUAUCUGAACAGGAACUCACUGCAAGGACAGUUAUAACCGGACUUGGAGUGUUGCAUUGUAGUUAAAGUUGAAGUUUGUUUGAUCUGGAUGGAGCCUAUUUGUGCGACGGGAGUUGCUGCCCGUUUGAGGAGCGAAUGGGACCGGAAUGAUGGAGCUGGCCAGAACCAUAUGGCCCUGAAAUUCUUGGGCCAAGAUUUUGAAUCCUUGCGUGCCCACUGCCUUCAGAGUGGAUGUCUGUUUGAAGAUGAAACAUUCCCAGCCCAGCUGUCUUCUUUAGGAUUUAAGGAGCUCGGUCCAGGCUCUGCUAAAACGAAAGGUGUUUGCUGGAUGAGGCCCACGGAGUUCUGCUCUGACCCGCACUUUAUCAUAGAUGGGGCCACACGCACAGACAUCUGCCAAGGAGCUUUAGGUGAUUGUUGGCUGCUGGCAGCCAUAGCUUGCCUUACGCUAAAUGAACCUUUGCUGCAUCGGGUGGUGCCUCACGGCCAGAGUUUCCAUCAGCAAUAUGCUGGAAUCUUUCACUUCCAGUUCUGGCAGUUCGGGGACUGGGUGGAUGUGGUGAUUGACGACAGGCUGCCUGUCAGAGAUGGAAAGCUCCUGUUUGUCCAUUCUGCUGAGGGAGCAGAGUUCUGGAGCGCUCUGGUAGAGAAGGCUUAUGCAAAGUUGAAUGGCUGCUAUGAGGCUCUCUCUGGGGGCUGCACAUCUGAAGGGUUUGAGGACUUCACCGGUGGCGUGACGGAGAUGUAUGAGCUGAAAAAAGCUCCACCCAACCUCUUCAGCAUCAUCAAAAGGGCUGUGGAGAGAGGCUCCCUCAUGGGCUGCUCUAUAGAUAUUACAAGUUUCUUUGACAUGGAGGCAGUCACCUUUAAAAAACUGGUGAAAGGCCAUGCCUACUCCAUUACUGGAGUCGAGGAGGUGGAGUACAGAGGAAACCUCACAAAGCUGGUGCACAUCAGAAACCCCUGGGGAGAGGUGGAGUGGACGGGAGCCUGGAGUGAUGAUGCAAGAGAGUGGCGUGAAAUCGACCCGUCGGUCAGGUCCCGGCUGCACAGUUGCAGAGAGGAUGGAGAAUUCUGGAUGUCAUUCAGUGACUUCAUGCGUGAGUUCAGCAGGCUGGAGAUCUGCAACCUGACAGCGGAUGCACUACAGAGCAGCGAGGCGAAGAAGUGGAACACAGCACUGUACCCUGGUGAAUGGAGAAGAGGCAGCACUGCUGGUGGCUGCAGGAACUACCCAGCAACAUUUUGGAUCAAUCCCCAAUUUAAAAUAGCUUUGAAGGAACCAGAUACUGAGAGUCAAGAUGGCUGCACUUUCCUUGUGGCACUGAUGCAGAAAAAUCGCCGUAUGUUGCGUCGUGAGGGCAAAGACAUGGAAACGAUUGGAUAUGCCAUCUAUGAGGUCCCUGAAGAGUACCUGGGUCGGGUGGGUGUGCACCUGAAGCGUGAUUUUUUUCUCAACCACACAUCCAGUGCCCGCUCCGAGCUCUUCAUCAACCUGCGGGAGGUAAGCUCACGUUUCUGCUUGCCUGCUGGGGAAUAUAUCAUCGUCCCCUCCACCUUUGAGCCCCAGAAAGAAGGAGACUUUGUGCUGAGGGUCUUCUCAGAAAAGGCUGCUGACUCCCAGGAGUUAGAUGAGGAACUUUCUGCAGACUUGCCAGAGGAGCCUGUGCUCCAAGAAAGGGACAUUGAUGAGGGCUUCAAGGCACUCUUUGCAAAACUGGCAGGGCCGGAAAUGGAAAUCAAUGUGUCCAAACUCCAGAUGAUUCUAAACCGGGUUGUUGGCAAACAUAAAGAUAUAAAGACAGACGGUUUUGGCAAAGAGGCCUGUCGAGGGAUGAUAAAUCUUAUGGAUUCAACUGGUGUUGGGAAGCUGGGACUAAUAGACUUCCAUGUGCUCUGGGAGAAGAUCAAACGAUAUCUUGCUGUGUUUAGGGAGUUUGACUUGGACAAGUCUGGCACAAUGAGUUCUUAUGAAAUGCGCUUGGCACUAGAAUCAGCAGGCUUCAAGUUGACCAACAACCUUUUCCAGCUAAUAAUCCUACGUUAUGCAAAGCCAGACCUGAACGUUGACUUCGACAACUUUGUGGCCUGUCUGAUCCGACUGGAGACUAUGUUCAAAACAUUUAAAACAAUGGACACCGACAAAGAUGGAGUGGUUUUCUUUAGCUUCACCCAGUGGAUCACCCUCACUAUGUUUACUUAGAUGGAAAUCCCUUCUCUUCUUUGCUUGCUUUGUUCCUAAGCUAAUUUACUAAGUGACUCCUGUCACCUAGGUAGUAUUUAUGCAGUGGGUGCGUAAGGGCAGGCAUUAUAGCCCUCAUACUAUCAGGUAUAAAGCAUGAUAUGCAAUAAAUACUUGAAAUUGCUGAGCAUGUUUUUGUCCCUUAGUGAAUUGGUCGCACUUUUAACUUAAUAUUUUGAGGGCAGGAAAUGUAAGCAUACAUGAAUUACCCAAUAAUCCCAGAAAAGGCACUGAACCUCAUUUCAUUGCUUUCUCUUGUUUGAAAGGAAGAAACUGCCAUAAAGUUUGCAUGCAUGCAAGCAAGCAGCAGUUAGGCCAAACUUAAUAUAUCUGAGCCAAAUAAAUUUUUACUUGUAGUAUCAAUGUAGUUGAUUUGUCAGUGUAGAAAGUGUUAAAGGGAUAGUUCAAGUGAAAAUGGACAUUCUGUUGUCGUUUACUCACCAACAGGGCUGGACUGGUAAUCUAGCACACUGGGCAUUUUCCCAGUUGGCCGACACACGAUCGGGGUGGACUGGCCAUCGUGAGAACCGAGUGGGCAGGUGGGUCACCGCGAAACAUGGGACACGAUAAGCUAAAAUGUGCUGCCGCGUUAUGUGAAACGGACCACAAAACGGCGCCGAACAGCUUUUGGGCCAGUUACUAUGUAAAAUCCCAGACCGAUUUCUCUUCCCAGUCCAGCCUUGCUCACCAAUGUUAUUACUCACCCAACUCUUAUAACUUUAUUUCUUCUGUGGAGCACAAAAUAUGUUAGGCAGAAGCCUCAGUAACCAUUUGCGUUCAUUGCAUCUUUUUUACAUACAAUGAAAGUGUAUUGAGACUAAGGUGAACUAUCCCUUUAAAGGGGUCAUGACAUGAGUAAUCAGAUUUCUUUGAUCCUUUGAUCUUUUGAUAUACAAACGGUCAUUGUACUAUAAAAACAUAACUGCAAGUUUCAGAACUCAAAACUUCCUCCUCAUUGAAAAAAAAAAAAAAAGCAUUUGUUAAAA